AUGGGCCAUUUCCUGAUUCAUCUCCCUGACCUCCAUCCCCACCCCCCCGCUAUGAAUCCCCAAGACUGCACCUCCAUCCCAGGGGAUUUCAACCUCUCCUCCUCCUCCAGGGGCUACUCCACAGUCACCAACCUCUUCAUGAACGAGUCCGGCGAGAGCGCUCCCUUCCAGGACAGCAGCACCGUUAUCACCGCAGUAAUCUCUAUGACUGUAUUCAUGGUGGGCCUCCUGGGAAACACGCUGGCCAUCUACGUGGUCCUGCGCUAUGCCAAGAUGAAGACUGUCACCAACAUGUACCUUCUGAACUUAGCUCUGGCAGAUGAAUUGUACAUCUUAGGACUUCCCUUCCUGACCACCCAGAACGUGCUCUCUUAUUGGCCGUUCGGGCAGUUUCUGUGCCGCGUGGUCAUGACGGUAGACUCCAUCAACCAGUUCACCAGCACCUUCUGCUUGACCGUGAUGAGCAUUGACCGCUACCUGGCCGUGGUGCACCCCAUUCGGAGCAUCAAGUGGCGGCAGCCGAAGGUGGCUAAGAUCAUCAACGGGCUGGUGUGGGUGGUGUCGUUCGUGGUGGUGCUGCCGGUCACCAUCUACUCAGAUGUUCAGGACCGCUUCAACUCGUGCAACAUGAGCUGGCCUGAUCCCCAGGAGCUGUGGUCAACGGUCUUCAUCCUCUACACGGCCAUCUUGGGCUUCUUCGGCCCCCUGCUGAUCAUCUGCCUCUGCUACCUGCUCAUCAUCAUCAAGGUCAAGUCUGCCGGGGCCAGGGCGGGCCUGACCAGGCGGCGGCGCUCCGAACGCAAAGUCACCCGCAUGGUGGUCAUCAUCGUGGUGGUCUUCGUCAUCUGCUGGCUGCCCUUCUUCACCACCAACAUAGUCAACCUCGUCUUCAUCAUACCAGAGAACAGUGUCACCGCCGGCGUCUACUUCUUCCUGGUCAUCAUGACCUACGUCAACUCCUGUGCCAACCCGCUCCUCUACGGCUUCCUGUCUGACAACUUCAAGCAGAGCUUCAGGAAGGUCCUGUGUCUCCACAAGGCGAACGGGGUUGGGGUGGGGGACGGAGGAGACAUGGGGAGCGGAGGGGGACGUCCCAUAUCCCCUAGGCUGGAGAGGGUGGAGACGACGCAGCAGCAUGACCCGCUCUUCACCCCCCGGAUCAUGGACUUCAACAAUGGACACAUGCAGAACAACCAAUGUGUUCAAAAUGAGACUUGUGGCAACAUGACGACGGAGCUUCUGCCCUUAGAGAGCCCAGUGAUUGAUCAGUCUACCCUAUGAUGAGGCCUGAUUGGUCAGUCUACGCUAUGAUGAGGCCUGAUUGGUCAGUCUACGCUAUGAUGAGGCCUGAUUGGUCAGUCUACGCUAUGAUGAGCCCUGAUUGGUCUGUCUACGCUUUAUGAGCCCUGAUUGGUGAAUCUACGCUUUGAUAAGCCCUGAUUGGUUAGUUUGUGCUUUGAUGAGCCAAGUUGCCUCCCUCUCCAUCACGACAAACAAUCCAUCAUCUGGAGCCCUCCCAUUGUCAACCCAUGUAGCUCUUGACCAAUGACCUCUCUCGGACGAUACAGGAAGAAGAGAUACAUGGGACUUCAAAGAACACUUCCUGUUCUGACACUACACUGAACGAUUUCUGCCAUGACACCUCUCCUGUUUGUCAGUAUAAACCUCAGACAUUUACAGCACAUUGCACCACUGGAAGGGGCUGAGAGGAGGACGGCUCAUAAUAAUGGCUGGAACGGCGCGAAUGGAAUGACAUCAAACCCACGAAAACUAUGUGUUCAAUGUAUUUUAUACCAUUCCACUGAUUCCGCUCCAGCCAUUACCACAAGCCCGUCCUCCUCAAUGAAGGUGUCACCAACCGCCUGUGCAUUGCACCAGCUUGGUGUCAUGGAACCAUCAAGAGCAUUAUCUUCAUGUACUUUAUAGAGUCCUUACAUAUACUAUAUGGAAAGACUAUUUUUUAGACUGUGAAUGGGCGAAAGCUUGCUCUAGAUUAAAAUUCCCUAGAAAAUGAACCAGAGUAUUCCAUUCACUUUAUAUGAACUGGAUCAUUUGAUUUGAUCAGAAAUGUUGUGAAUUUAGAUGGAUUGUUGUCUUUGUGAGCUUGGAACCUUCUGUAUGUAUUCCAUCACUAUGUAGGUGUGGCCAUGACGGGAAUGUACUACACACACUGUCUAUGACCCUUGUCCAUUUGUCACUAUGAUCACCUGUAACAAGUCCCAAUGGGUCAUAAUGCCCACCUAUGGACUCAUGGAUGAUUUCUGCUCUGGGCAAAGUUAUUUCAAGCUGGGAUGACCAAUGAAAGGGUACUAGAGGAAACCUGCAUUGUGGAAAACGAACACUGUCCCCGAACAGAGAGAAUGAUGAUAACGAUGAUGUCAAUCCAACAGAUGAAUCUGGCGUACAGUACUCACUGUAUCUAUGGCAUAAUGUUAUAACUGAGGAUCCUAUUCAUAUUAUUGAUGAAUUAUUGUUAUUUGUUGGGUAUUAUUAUUAUAAACUUGGGUAGUUGUUCCAAGUGUUUUGGUUAUUUGAAUGUGUUUAUUUGAGAUGAAUGGCCUUACCUGGGGUCGUGUUCUUUAGGCACCACACGGAAUCAAACUGACUGAAACAGGGAGGGACUACCUCCUAGACUAAUGUCCAGUAAGAUACACAGAUUUUAAUUUCCCGUUUUGAAAUGUUUUCCCUUGACCUUUUAUUGGCGGUUGAAGCACUGGUGCAACUUCCUUGUGCUCGGCCUUACCUGGGGUUGUGCUCGGCCUUACCUGGGGUUGUGCUCGGCCUUACCUGGGGUUGUGCUCGGCCUUACCUGGGGUCGUGUUCGGCCUUACCUGGGGUUGUGCUCGGCCUUACCUGGGGUUGUGCUCGGCCUUACCUGGAGUUGUGCUCGGCCUUACCUGGAGUUGUGCUCGGCCUUACCUGGGGUUGUGCUCGGCCUUACCUGGGGUCGUGUUCUUUAGGCACCACACGGAAUCAAACUGACUGAAACAGGGAGGGACUACCUCCUAGACUAAUGUCCAGUAAGAUACACAGAUUUUAAUUUCCCGUUUUGAAAUGUUUUCCCUUGCAUGCCCUACUGAACAAUCUGCGUACAACAGCAUAGUCGUCGCUGUCUGAUGAAAAGCACUAAUCUCCAAAACAGAUUUUUUUCAGGAAAUGGAAGAAAUUACCAUAUUGUCCCAUUAAUGAACACACAAUUAUGAAACUUCAGGAGCUAUUUUGAAUACAUUUUCUUGGUCCUAGAGUCAUUAAAUGUUCAGAGUACAUUGCUUUCAAUGAAUAAAUACAAAUGUAAAUGGCAAGAAUGGAGUUACAAGGUUUUCAUCAGACAGCGACGCAGUGAUUCAUCUGCUGUACACACAUGCAGUAUUUUAUGGAUUACCUUUAACUGUAUUGAUUUCAAUGAGCACACAAUCCACACUGACUGUCUUACAGUCAUGUAUGACACGUUCAAGAUUUAUACAGUAAGUUAUUAUCUGUGUAUUCUACUCUGGUAUUACAGCGUGGUCAAGUAAAUUUAAAAGAAGUUGCUGUUACUUAUACUAAUUAUUUUAGAUAAUAGAUAGCAUUAUUGCUAAUGUGCACCAUCUGGACAUGUGUUCAAAAUGUUUCAUUUCAGUGUUAUUGUUUUAAUAAAAUGACAAAAAGACAAUUGGUUCGAUCAAUAUGCAUGUAGUCUGAGUACCAGUCUUUUUAGCUAACAUUCCACUCCUUUGGAAAACGACAGGAGUGGCAAGGAGUGGAAUGUAAAAGCUGAACAGAUACUGCGACCAGGCUAAUAUGCAUGCUCUUUGGAUGGAUGUCGCUCCCGCUGUCUCUGUCUCUCUCUGUCUUUCUUUCUUUCUCUCUAUGUGCCCUUCUUUCAUCUCCAUGAUCCCUCCCUCUCACCAACCGUCCUUGGUGCUUUCUCUUUCUCUUUCUCUUCCUCUUCACCCCUAUCUCCAGUGUGUUUACAGGCAACGUGUCCCAGUGGCUUACUACUGCAGGUGUACGGGUGAAAACAACAAGCUCCCCAUUAAACCGCUAGGCCCUAGGCUACACCUAACUGUUUGACUGGCAUGUUUUCCACCCCUCAAUGUCAGGGGAAAGGACAGAAUGAGAGCAGCAGGUUAUUGGAAGGUCUGUUCUCAAAUCUUCCUCUGUACGUUAGCUAGUCAUUACAUGGACCGUUGAA
This is a messenger RNA of Salvelinus fontinalis (brook trout), 4174 nucleotides long. RefSeq names its product somatostatin receptor type 5-like. Gene Ontology annotation, molecular function: somatostatin receptor activity; neuropeptide binding. NCBI's taxonomy places the organism in Eukaryota, Metazoa, Chordata, Actinopteri, Salmoniformes, Salmonidae. Bases 1 to 1281 code for a protein of 426 amino acids. The record is from RefSeq and is a predicted model, not a curated record. The transcript has 3 exons. Gene Ontology annotation, biological process: regulation of insulin secretion; cellular response to glucocorticoid stimulus; neuropeptide signaling pathway. Gene Ontology annotation, cellular component: neuron projection; membrane.